This is a messenger RNA of Gavia stellata (red-throated loon), 1869 nucleotides long. RefSeq names its product leiomodin 1 (gene LMOD1). The transcript is spliced from 4 exons. The record is from RefSeq and is a predicted model, not a curated record. Gene Ontology annotation, biological process: myofibril assembly; pointed-end actin filament capping; muscle contraction. NCBI's taxonomy places the organism in Eukaryota, Metazoa, Chordata, Aves, Gaviiformes, Gaviidae. Gene Ontology annotation, molecular function: actin binding; tropomyosin binding. Gene Ontology annotation, cellular component: striated muscle thin filament; myofibril. The coding region runs from base 1 to 1869 and encodes 622 amino acids.
AUGUCCAAAGUGGCCAAAUAUCGGCGACAAGUUAGUGAAGAUCCAGAUAUUGACAGUUUGUUGUCUACUCUGUCUCCAGAAGAGAUGGAAGAGCUGGAAAAGGAGCUGGAUGUGGUGGAUCCAGAUGGAAGCAUCCCUCUGGAGCUCAGUCAGAAAAACCAAACAGAAAAUUCCCCACCUGGCCCGCAAAACUGCGACACAAUGCUCAAUCACUGCGAGAAGGAGACCAGGAAACUUAUUCAGAGGGAACACUCGAUAGACGAAAGCAGAUCGAGUGAGAAGAAUAAGGGAGCGAAGAAUGAAGAAGAAAAGGGAAAGGAAGCGCCUUCCAAAGACCUGGCCCGGAAACGAGAUACAAAAGUGGGGAAAGACUCUAAAAAGGAAGAAAGUGUUCAGAAAACAGACCCAAAAGUUAAAGCUGAGACCAAGACCAAAGAGGAGAAGGCUAUCAACGACAAAGUCAAAGCCAUGGAGAAAAAGCUGCUGGGGAAGGACAAAAAGGAGGAAGAGAAGGGCUCAGUGUUGAAGAAGGACGCAGGGAAGGAUAAAAAGGAAGAAGAUAAGAGCUCGGCGUUAAAGAAGGAUGCAGGGAAGGAUAAAAAGGAAGAAGAGAAGAGCUCGGCGUUAAAGAAGGAUGAUGCAGGGAAGGAUAAAAAGGAAGAAGAGAAGGGCUCAGCAGCAAAGAAGGAUUCAGGCAAGGACAAAAAAGAAGAAGAAAAGGGUUCUGCGUUGAAGAAGGGCACAGGGAAGGACAAAAAGGAGGAAGAGAAGAGUUCGGGAUUAAAGAAAGAGGCAGAAAAAGACACGAAGGGAGAAGAUAAAGAAAAAGAUAAAAAAGAAGAGGAAAAGAGUUCAGCUUUGAAAAAAUCAAAGGCAGAUGAGAAGGAGAAAUCCCAGCCACAGGCAGAAAAGGCAGCGGAGGAGAAACAGGAGGCCAAGGCGGCGGCCGAGAGCAGCCCCUCCAAGCCCACCGCCAGCAGCUCCCCGGAUCAGGCCAAGGAUGACGAAGCCUCCAGCAUUUUCGAUGAGCUCAUCGAGAAGGUGAAGAACAACGACGCCGAGGUCACCGAAGUGAACGUGAACAACUCGGACUGCAUCAACAACGAGACCCUAGUGCGCUUCACCGAGGCCCUGGAGUUCAACACCGUGGUCAAGCUGUUCGCCUUGGCCAACACCCGUGCCGACGACCACGUGGCCUUCGCCAUCGCCAUCAUGCUGAAGUCCAACAAGGUGCUGACGAGCAUCAACCUGGACUCCAACCACAUCACGGGCAAGGGCAUCCUGGCCAUUUUCCGGGCGCUGCUGCAGAACAACACGCUGACGGAGCUGCGUUUCCACAACCAGCGGCACAUCUGCGGGGGGAAGACGGAGAUGGAGAUUGCCAAGCUCCUGAAGGAAAACACCACGCUCCUGAAGCUGGGCUACCACUUCGAGCUGGCCGGACCACGCAUGACAGUCACCAACCUGCUGAGCCGAAACAUGGACAAACAGAGGCAGAAACGCCUCCAGGAGCAGAAACUGGCACAGGAGCGUGGGGAGAAGAAAGACCUCCUGGAGGUGCCCAAGCCCGGAGCCCUGCCGAAGGGGUCCCCCAAGCCAUCCCCGCAGCCAUCCCCCAAGGCUUCCCCCAAAAGCUCUCCCAAGAAAGGGGGGGCGCCCGCCGCGCCACCCCCGCCUCCUCCUCCGCUCGCCCCACCGCUGAUCAACGAGAACCUGAGGAACUCGCUCUCGCCGGCCACACAGAGGAAGUUGGGAGACCGGGCGCUGCCGGUGCAGGAGAAGAACUCGCGGGACCAGCUCCUGGCAGCCAUCCGCUCCAGCAACCUCAAACAGCUGAAGAAGGUGGAGGUACCGAAGCUGCUGCAGUAG